Molecule: messenger RNA, 1135 nt
Organism: Plutella xylostella (diamondback moth)
Lineage: Eukaryota; Metazoa; Arthropoda; Insecta; Lepidoptera; Plutellidae
Gene: Pmi
Product: Transmembrane protein Pmi
Biological process (GO): inner mitochondrial membrane organization
Cellular component (GO): mitochondrial inner membrane
Source: RefSeq, a predicted model, not a curated record
ACUAUGACCACAGACAAGGCAAAGCAAUAUUCUUCAUUUGUCAUUUUGACAACUUAAUUGUCAUUUACCAAAUCUAAGAUGGCGGCUGAUGAAAGUGACAGUGAUCUAAAACGAUCGAGUGUUGCGAUCAUCAGAGAAGUUUAUGACAGCGAAAAUGCACAUAUUAAAUUUGAAAUGGAACUGGAAAGAGCAUUGGAGGCUGGUGUGAGCGUUAUCGUAAUAGAACCAGAACCUCUGGGAGAAGAAACAGCUCGUUGGAUCUUCAUAGGAAAUGUCCUACACCAGGCUUCCGUUUACAGUGGACUUAUCAGUUUGGCUGCAGGAGUAACUUGCAACUCAUUAGUCUGUGCACCAUUUGGUGUGGUCUCCGUCCUGUGUGCUGGUUGCUACACCGUGUCGUGGCAGUGGGACCCGUGCUGCAAGUACCAGGAAGAAAAGAACCGGCGCCAUUUAUCUACACUGCCAAUACUAAGUGAACUGACAUCUGCCUCCCCUGUUGUUCUCGUACGCACAGAAAAUAAACGUAAGAUCCUAUUGCACAGCACAGUAUCCAUAGCUGCUGUAGCAUUGUGUCUAUGGAAAGUAUAUAAAAUCUUCAAAUGAAACUUCUCUGUUCAAGAUUUAAUACAGCCCAAUACUGACAACUACUAAUUAUUUAACAUUAUUCUCCAAUGAAGAUGUCUUCAAGUUGUUGAUGAGUUGUUCCUUGUUGUGUAACUUAGUAUGUUCCAAGUUGGUUGUUAGAACCAGUUUGCUGUUUUGCUCAGUCAGUAUUGGAUAUAAAGCCAAAUAACAUGAAAUGCUUUUAUAUUAGGGACAUGUGGAAUACUUUGAAGUCCAAAGUAGAGCUUAGAUACAAAUGAUGCAUUGAGUUUGCUUCUAAAUUCUGUGAUUUGUAGGAAGAAAAAGAAUGUUGUGUAAAAAUGAUAGUUGUUAUUCAAAGUAGAGAUAGAGCCUGUACAAAGAUAUUUUCUGUAUGAUUAAGAAAUGCUUUUAGUUAAUCAAGUAUGAUAGUAAUUUGUUAAAAGAUUCUGUUAUAUAACUAUGCUAGCUGUGAUAGCUGAUUACAUUUUGUGUUUGUAAUCCGGUAAUCACUUUUAACAUACAAAUAAAAUAUUUUAAUUAAAAUAUAAAA